Molecule: messenger RNA, 1863 nt
Organism: Globicephala melas (long-finned pilot whale)
Lineage: Eukaryota; Metazoa; Chordata; Mammalia; Artiodactyla; Delphinidae
Gene: MRM1
Product: mitochondrial rRNA methyltransferase 1
Biological process (GO): rRNA methylation
Cellular component (GO): mitochondrion
Molecular function (GO): rRNA (guanine) methyltransferase activity; RNA binding
Source: RefSeq, a predicted model, not a curated record
GGCCGUCCGAACGCGGAAGCAGAGUGGCUCACGUCGGGGCCGGGAGGGGCCUGUCUAGGUUCCGCGGCCGGGUUCUGGCCAGCACACGACUGGGAAUCCUGGCCUUUCCUGUAUCUGAGGGGGUGGGCCGGGAGCAGCCUUCGGGUCCCCUUCACCCGCUUUCGGGGCCUGAGAGCGGGCCCCGGCGGGGUUGACCACUCCUGAGGACGCAGCUGGGGCAUCGACCAUGGCACUGCUCUCGGCCGUCGGGGGCGCGACCUGGCAUUGCUGCGGCCGCCUCCUCACGCGUCCUUUCUCCCAAGCGUCGGGGCGUGGGGAGCGGCCUGGCGGGGAGGAGCUAAGCCGCCUGCUCCUGGAUGACCUGGCGCCAACUCCGCGGCCGGCCGGGGGGCUGGAGCUUCUGUUUGGCUUGUCCCCGUGUCUCCUGGCUCUGCGGGCCGCCCGCCGACGCGUGGCCCGGCUCCUGCUCCAGGCCGGUAGGUCCAGGCUGCAGGGGGAGCGGGCCGAGCUGCUGCGCGCGGCUGAGGCGCGGGACAUCCCGGUUCUGCGGCCCAGUCGGCGGAAGCUGGACGUCCUGUGCCGCUACCAGGUCCACCAGGGCGUCUGCAUGGAAGUGAGCCCGCUGCGGCCCCGGCCCUGGGCUGAGGCCGGGGAGGCUCGGCCAGGAGACGACCCCCAGCAGCUGUGGCUCGUCCUCGAGGGGCUACAGGAUCCCCGGAAUCUUGGGGCCGUGCUGCGCUCCGCUCACUUUCUCGGAGUGGAUAAAGUCAUCACCAGUCGGAGAAACAGCUGCCCGCUCAGUCCUGUAGUCAGCAAGGCCAGCGCCGGGGCUAUGGAGGUGAUGGACGUGUUCUCCACUGAUGACCUGGCCGGUUUUUUACAGGCCAAAGCCUGGCAGGGCUGGCUCGUGGCUGGCACGGUGGGCUGCCCGGGGCCUGAGAUCUCCCUGUCUUCUGAGAUCCCCAUCACUAAUUGCUUGGAGUUCCUCUGGGACCGGCCUACUCUUCUAGUGCUGGGGAACGAGGGCUCUGGUCUGUCCCGGGAGGUGCAGGCCUCCUGCCAGCUUCUCCUUAGCAUCCGGCCCGGCCGGCAGCUGCCUCCUGGACUCGAAUCUCUAAAUGUCUCCGUGGCUGCAGGAAUUCUUCUUCACUCCAUUUGCAGCCAGAGGACAGGUUUCCCGGUGGAAGGGAAGCGAGAGCAACCUCUUCAAGGCCCUCAAGAUCCCUCGGCCUCGUCUGAAGUGCCCAGAGUGGCUCAGCACCCAGGACUGUCCUCGGGAUGAGAAGAGGAGAGGCAAGACGGGGGUGACUUGGACCGUCCGAGGUGUGUGUGUGCUGUGGGGGCACACACAUCCACACGCUUGAAUGUGCUGGGGUCUCGCCUUCUUGCCUGAGUAUGUGCACCCAGGCCCAUGUUUAUAAACCGCUGUCCCGGGGCUGGGAGCUUUGUGGUGGAGACCAGAGGAAGUUCAGUUUCCCGUUUUGGCUUUGGACUUGCAGCUGGAGAUGGCAGCUUGUUAAUUUCCAGGCUGUGCUGGGACAGAGGGUCUCUUUCUUUCCAGGUCCUGCCUGGAAGUCAAGGGGAAGUUCAGACAUCAGAAGGGAAUCAAGCGGCCCAGUCCAGGGGUCCUCUUCCUCUUGGACCAGCGUGAGAAUGUAGAGGGAAGCCCGGGGCUCUCUUGCGGGCCAGACAGGUGCAAAUCCAGGCUCAAACCCUGCCCUACCUGGGCCUUGCGCACGUGGCUUCAUCUUUUUGUGUCUCGGGGCCCUUGUCUCCACCUCUCUCACAGGGCUGUUGUGAGAAUCCAAUAAAACAUCACCUGGUAUCCAGCAGGCCCUCAACCAGUGAGCCAUUAUAUCUGAU